GCACAGAGGCCCCGGCAGCAGGGCCCACACCGGGAAAAGGCAGCUGACGUUGUUACGACUUGCUGGAUGAUUGGUGAGGUAAGAUGGCGGCGCCAGAGGAGCCAGAAUUAUCCCAGGCUCAGACUGAAAAACUCCUCCAGUUUCAGGACCUAACUGGGUUGGAGUCAAUGGACCAAUGUCGCCGAACAUUAGAGCAGCAUAAUUGGAACAUAGAGGCUGCAGUACAAGACAGACUCAAUGAGCAGGAAGGAGUUCCCAGUGUGUUUAACCCUCCACCAUCCAGACCAUUACAGGUCAAUACAGCAGACCAUAGAGUAUAUAGUUACAUCGUGUCAAGGCCACAACCCAGGGGAUUACUAGGAUGGAGUUACUACUUGAUAAUGCUACCAUUCAGAUUUACAUAUUACACACUUCUGGACAUAUUCAGGUUUGCCCUGCGGUUCGUCAGGCCAGAUCCGCGUGGUCGCGUGACAGACCCUGUCGGAGACGUUGUGUCCUUCAUUCAUAGUUUUGAGGAGAGGUAUGGUCGGGCCCACCCUGUAUUUUACCAGGGGACAUACAGCCAGGCACUGAAUGAUGCCAAACGGGAGCUCCGCUACCUAUUAGUGUACCUUCAUGGAGAUGAUCAUCAAGACACUAAUGAGUUUUGCUGCUCGACCUUAUGUACAGAAGAGGUCGUUACCUUCCUCAACACACAAAUGCUCUUUUGGGCAUGCUCAACCAGCAAGCCUGAGGGCUUCAGAGUGUCCCAAGCAUUGCGGGAGAACACCUAUCCAUUCCUGGCCAUGAUUAUGCUGAAAGAUCGCAAGAUGACAGUGGUGGGAAGGCUCGAGGGCCUGAUUCAGCCGGAGGACUUCAUCAAUCAGCUCACCUUCAUCAUGGAUGCCAACCAAACAUAUCUGAUGUCGGAGCGCCUUGAACGGGAGGAGAGGAACCAGACACAAGUGCUACGGCAGCAGCAGGAUGAGGCCUAUCUGGCCUCCCUCCAAGCCGACCAGGAGAAGGACAGAAAGAAAAGGGAGGAGCAGGAGCAGCUCAGGCAAGAGGAGGAGAAGGUUCUACAGACGGCUCUUGCUGAGGAGCGGAGACGAAGAACACUUGAAGAGGAGAAGGAGAGGAAGUCAGAAUGUCUUCCUCCUGAGCCGCCUGCAGAUGAUCCAGAGAGUGUCAAAAUAGUGUUCAAGUUGCCCAAUGACACACGAGUAGAGAGACGAUUCCUUUUUGGGCAGUCUCUGACGGUAAUAUACGACUUCCUUUUCUCAUUGAAAGAAACCCCAGAGAAGUUUCAGAUAGUUACAAACUUCCCUCGCCGAGUCUUGCCCUGCCUGCCGACUGAGGAGCAACCCAACCCGCCCACACUGAAAGAGGCAGGACUCAGCCGCUCUGAGGUCCUUUUUGUUCAGGACCUUACGGAUGAUUAAUAGAUGACAUACCUCCUCUACCUGGAAACACAUUUUCCCUCAAUGCCCAACCACCCUCUGCCCUUUUCUCAUUUUACUUUUGUCAAAUGGCCAUAUGCACAAGGGGGUUAUUGAGAUAAAAUCAUUACCUGGACUAAUCAAAACCACCCAGCAUCCAGUCCUUGUUUGGUUGUGUUUACAGGGUUCCCAGUAGCCUGGAAAAUCUUGAAUUUUAUCAAAUAAAUAUUUCUUCAAGUCCUUCCUCGAACUCAUCUUUAUAUCCCUGGCGAGAGAGAGGUGUGUUUUCCAUCGUCUGUACUAGUUAACAGUUAAUUGUCUUUCAAUACCAGUUGAUGUCACAGCAAAUUAAUUAAUCACCUAAUUAAAUGGUAGCAUAGCUUUGUCAAAACCACAACAAUUUCCUAAAUAAGUCCAUGUCAACCGGGAAACUGAGGAAGGCAGGUUGUAUUAACUACAGAUACACACAGGAUGCAACAGGAAGUUAUAGACUUCUAUGAUGGCGUGAAUCCCUUUUCUUUUCUUGAUGUUUGCUCCAUUUUGUCCUAAUUCAUCAACCUCUUUGCCUAAAGUUUACACACGCCUCCUUCAGUGGAUGACGAGCACAGACCUGGUUUUGGUUCGGUACUGCUGUGAUAAAUCAAUGUGGUCUGGAGAGCUAAUGUUCUACUUCAGGGAACAGGUUAAUGGAUUGGGACAUGAAGGAAAUAUGGGAACCCUGUUUUAAAUGAGCCAUGACCUGUACAUAAGUUAGAUAUUUAAAUCCUCCAAAACUUACCAGACUUUUUUUCUUUGUUUUUUGACUCAUCUGUCAUAUAAUGACCAAACGCAGGUUGGUAACUAUGUAAAGCAGACUGCCUCAAGCUGAUGAAGUUUAAAAAGACAAUAUUUAACAAAGGCCACAGCUUUUACAUGUGGCUUUAUCUAGCAUAGUACAAGUCUGCCCAUAGUGUGCCUGUGGUUACUCAUAAAUGCCUGUUUUGCCUGUAACAUCUGAAUGGGCUCAUGUAAAGAUGUAAUUUUCCAACUAUAAAUUAAAAACAUUUUAAAAACA
Molecule: messenger RNA, 2472 nt
Organism: Platichthys flesus (European flounder)
Lineage: Eukaryota; Metazoa; Chordata; Actinopteri; Pleuronectiformes; Pleuronectidae
Gene: faf2
Product: Fas associated factor family member 2
Exons: 11
Coding region: 84-1421 (445 amino acids)
Cellular component (GO): endoplasmic reticulum
Molecular function (GO): ubiquitin binding
Source: RefSeq, a predicted model, not a curated record